AUGUUUGAGGUGAUUAGCAUUUUAUAGGUUUGUCACGAAAUUGAUUUUUUUUUCUCUCUCAUUCGUUUAUUGCUUGAUAUAGAUAAUGUCUCAAAUAAUGGAUCUUGUCUUGUUACAUAGAUAAUUUUAUUAUAAGAUUGGUAUUGAUGGUGAUCUUUUCACAUAUUCAUUAACCUGUUCAAAAUAAUUCGGAUUGAUAAACGAACUCGGCCCAAAAUAAGUAUUCUUACUCGGCCCAAACUAACGAAGACAGAACUUCAUACCCAUAGUUUUGUUGCUUUUUUGGAUUAUUCCAUUGUCGAAGAUGGUCACGUUUUUCUCUGGUGCAGGUUAUGUGUAGGAAUCAUUGGAAGCAGCUGCGCAUUGUCAGAUGCUCAGAACUCGACCCUCUUUGUGAAGAUUCUUGUGAUUGAGAUCUUCGGAAGCGCUCUCGGGUUGUUUGGAGUUAUUGUUGGGAUCAUUAUGUCCGCACAAGCAACAUGGCCAACCAAAUAGAUAUAAACCUGUCUGAAACUGUUGUGGUCUCUGGUAUCUUCAUUGUUAUAUAUAUGGAUGGAUACUCUCAUUAGUGUCUAGAAGAACAACCUGUGUGAGAACUCAGAAUCUCUUUUGGAUCCCUGAUUUUUUGUAUUGUUUAAAACUUUGUAAUAAAUUGGAGUCUUCAUGUUUGUAUUCUCGUUGGUUUCUCUUUGAGACAAAGACAAGAGCUUGGGUAUAUGAUUUGCUGUUGGUUAAUUACUGAAAUUGAAUAUUUCAUUCAGUUGAUAUAUCUAUGCCCUUGUGUUUCUAUUGUUCAUGAACUAGUCAAAGAUCUCCUCCAAUGAUGACUGCUCCUUUGAGAGUUGAGUCUCUCAAGGAUGAUUCCCCAUUCCUGGAGCUUUCAAAACAGAUGGUGUCUUGUUGUAUCUUUCUAGGGUUAGAACAGCUUUCUUUGCUUGCGUGUGUCCCAAGAUUCAAACUGCUGUCAUUUGAGUUUUUUAAUCUGUAGCAAAUCCAAAAUAGUGAUAUUGGUUUAAACGUAAGGAGCAGCUAUUUCGCAGGUUGUGAUGAAUGUAUCUCACCCAAUCUCUCUCUCUCUCUCCCUCCAUCAUUUUAUUUUUUCAAAUAUUGUCUCUCUCUCAAAACAGAAACAAAAAGAGAGAGAGAGAUCCGGUAAUAGAGUUUAUCCUCUUUCCUCCCUUCUCCCUUUCACCGUAUCUUUACUCUAAUCGGAUCUCUCACGUUGGUGGAUUUGCGUGCCUAUCACGGCGGCCAGGACCGUCUUUAGCUUUCUUCUUCUCCUCCACCUCCAGUUUUUGUUCAUCGGUCCAGAGCCAUUGCUGAUCCCUCUCAAGAUCAGCCAUGGAGGGAGUAGUAAACACACCCUUUGCGGGAAUCAUUCACGAUUUCAAAGGAAGAAGAAAGUGCUACAAACAAGACUGGCUUGCUGCCUUCAACUCUGGUGUUAGGAUACUGGCUCCAACUCUCUACAUUUUCAUUGCCUCUGCAUUGCCUGUGAUUGCCUUCGGCGAGCAGUUAAGCAGAGAGACAGAUCGAAGUCUUGGCAUAGUGGAAUCAUUAGCUUCCACAGCUAUUUGUGGAAUCAUCCAUUCUAUUUUUGGUGGACAACCUCUGUUGAUAGUAGGGGUUGCUGAGCCCACUAUUAUUAUGUAUACAUACCUUCACAGCUUCAGCAAAGGCAGGCCUGAACUGGGUCAGAAACUCUACUUAGCCUGGGCAGGAUGGGUGUGUGUCUGGACAGCUGUUUUGCUUAUCCUUCUUGCAACGUUAAACGCAUCAAACAUCAUUUCUAGAUUCACCAGAAUUGCAGGAGAGCUUUUUGGAAUGCUGAUAACCGUUCUGUUUUUCCAAGAGGCUGUUAAGGGAGUUCUCGGGGAGUUUCUUGUACCAAAAUCUGGAGAUCCAAGACUGGAAGUGUAUCAGUUUCAGUGGCGGUACACCAAUGGACUUCUUGCAGUUAUCUUCGCAUUUGGCCUUCUUUACACUGCUCUUAAAAGCAGGAGAGCAAGAUCAUGGAGAUAUGGCUUUAGGUGGAUGCGAGGUUUUAUCGGAGACUAUGGAACUCUCCUGAUGCUUGUGUUGUGGAGUGCGUUCUCCUUCACAGUCCCUAGAGAUAUUCCAGAAGGAGUUCCAAGAAGGCUCGAACUACCUCUUCCUUGGGACCCUGAGUCGUUGUAUCACUGGACAGUAGUCAAGGAUAUGGGAAAGGUCCCACCUCUUUUCAUUCUUGCUGCAUUUAUACCAGCAAUCAUGAUAGCAGGUCUAUACUUCUUUGAUCACUGUGUAUCUGCACAAAUGGCUCAGCAGAAGGAGUUUAAUCUGAAAAAUCCACCAGCUUAUCACUAUGACAUCUUUAUUUUAGGAAUCAUGACACUGAUCUGUGGAUUACUUGGACUUCCUCCUUCAAAUGGAGUCAUUCCACAGUCCCCUAUGCACACAAAGAGUCUUGCGGUUCUUAAGAGGCAGCAAAUGCGAAAGAAAAUGGUCCAGAAGGCCAAAGAAUGCAUGAAGGCAAAAGCAAGCAAGUCAGAGAUCUAUGGGAAGAUGCAAGAUGUGUUUAUAGAAAUGGAAACAUCACCCAAGGCUACCUCAGUGGUGAAAGAGCUAGAAAACUUGAAAGAAGCAGUGAUGAAAGCAGACGAUGGAGGAGGAGGAGGAGACACAAAGGGGAAGAAGUUUGAUCCGGAAGUACAUAUUGAAGAUCAUUUGCCUGUUAGAGUAAAUGAGCAGAGAGUGAGCAAUCUCUUGCAAUCAAUCCUUGUUGGAUUGUUGAUAUUCGCAGUACCACUUCUCAGAAUGAUACCAACUUCAGUUCUAUGGGGUUACUUCACUUACAUGGCUGUUGAUAGUCUCCCCGGGAACCAAUUCUGGGAAAGACUUUUGUUACUUUUCAUCACUCCUGGUCGUCGAUUCAAAGUUCUUGAAGGUUUACAUUCAUCAUUUAUGGAGAUUGUACCAUACAAGUCCAUUGUUAUGUUUACACUCUUCCAGCUUCUGUAUUUUCUGAUAUGUUAUGGAGUGACAUGGAUACCUGUAGGAGGGAUUCUGUUCCCUUUGCCAUUUUUCUUCCUCAUUGCAAUAAGACAAUACAUCCUCCCCAAGAUAUUUGAUCCAGCUCAUCUCCAAGUUUUAGAUUCUUCAGAGUAUGAAGAGAUGGCUGGUGCACCACAUAAUAUUCCUUUGAGUUCGGUAGAGAUCAUUGAGGACGAGUUUUACGAUGCAGAGAUUUUGGAUGAGAUUACUACUAGCAGAGGUGAACUCAAGCAUAGAACCUUAAGUGUCAGGGAGGGCAGAUCCCAAAUGGUGUAUCCGGAAAACAGUGGACAUUCCUAAGUCUUGUUACAUAUCUUUAAAAGAUGUUGCUCUCUAAUAAACUGCAGAUAAAAUGCAAGAAGAUGAGGCAAGAGAAGAAAGUAUGCAUAAACAAAGAUGAAGAAAAGCAAGUAUAGACCAACAAAACAUCCUCACUGUUUCUUCUAUGAAACAUUUUUUGUUUCCUCACUUUUGUUAUAGUUUGCUCUCUACAAACUUUACAGACGACAUAAGCAAAAGAAAAAAGUACAGAUUACAAUUCUCUCAUUUCUCUGCCUUUAGGACUAAAAAUAGUAAGUUUUGUUUACUUCCAUUUUGUUUGUUAGAAGUAAAAGCUGAGGAUGAUUAAACCUCUAUGUUGCAAAACGAGGCUUUUAAGAUAUCCCUGCCAUAAUGAGUCAUUGGUUGAGAAAAUCACUUUAUUCACCGCAAGAAGUUGCAUUUUUAUC
Brassica napus (rape) is the source of this 3761-nucleotide messenger RNA. Its product is annotated as probable boron transporter 7. Gene Ontology annotation, cellular component: plasma membrane. Gene Ontology annotation, biological process: monoatomic anion transport; transmembrane transport; monoatomic ion homeostasis. The transcript has 11 exons. The record is from RefSeq and is a predicted model, not a curated record. The coding region runs from base 1342 to 3333 and encodes 663 amino acids. NCBI's taxonomy places the organism in Eukaryota, Viridiplantae, Streptophyta, Magnoliopsida, Brassicales, Brassicaceae. Gene Ontology annotation, molecular function: solute:inorganic anion antiporter activity.